Molecule: messenger RNA, 1398 nt
Organism: Letharia columbiana
Lineage: Eukaryota; Fungi; Ascomycota; Lecanoromycetes; Lecanorales; Parmeliaceae
Exons: 1
Coding region: 1-1398 (465 amino acids)
Source: RefSeq, a predicted model, not a curated record
AUGCUCUCUUUUUGCCUGCACCGACGCAGCCUCUCUAUCCUUAUAUUCCCCUUCAUCAUCGUCACAGCUCUCAUCAUUACACAAACCGACCUCCACCAUAGCAUUCCCGGGCCGCUUGGACGCACCAAACAACCCAUACCUACCGUGAAACCGACACCUCUUCACAAACCUAUCUCCACCGCGACUCCUACACCAGUCAUAGACGCCUUUCCUCUCGCAGCAUCUGCGAAAUCCCCAGCUGACCUGCCUCCGAUCCCAUCAUGGAACAAUCCUCCCACUCCUCAUGUCAAUGAAUCGACUCCACUCUUCAUUGGCUUCACGCGCAAUUGGCCUCUCCUUCAACAGACUGUCGUAUCUUACAUCACAGCAGGAUGGCCUCCAGAAGACAUCUACGUGAUCGAGAACACUGGAGUAAUGCAUUCGAACCGCAAUAACCUCCUCACCCUUCAAAACCCUUUCUAUCUCGACCAUCACCGAUUAACCAAGAUCUUAUCUGUCAAUGUCAUCUCCACGCCUACUCUCUUCACUUUCGCUCAAUUGCAAAAUUUCUAUACAUUUACAGCAUUGGAGAACAACUGGUCGCAUUACUGGUGGGCUCAUAUGGACACGGUCGUGCUCAGCGACGAGGAAUGGAAUGGCGAACCCUACAAGUCGCUUUAUAUGCGUGCUGUAGAUGCUUUAAGGGAAACGCUGGAUCCUGCCUGGGGUCCACUUGCUACGCGGUGGUUUGCGUACGACAAAUUAGCGUUAGUGCGUACCCAGGCAUUCGUGGAGCUUGGGGGGUGGGAUACUAUGAUUCCUUUCUACAUGACCGAUUGCGACAUGCAUGAACGACUAUGGAUGAGGAAAUUCAGGAUCGAAGGCGCAGAGGCAGGAAGGGUGUGGGAUGUUCAUACCUCCCUGGACGAUCUAGAGCGACUAUACAAACGCGGUGCUGAUCCUCCAAAGACGACGGCAAAGAGAGAAGGCGCCACAGAAAUCCUUCCCCGAGAGCCAGAAGGUCAACGCAACUCUGCCGUCUAUCAGGAGCUUGUGCAUAGCCUCAACAUUCUGCAGGACCUCAAAUCGAAUGCCGAAGGCGGCCGGAACACCUGGCAAGCACGGCAGCGUGGAGGUCACGGCGAACCCUUUUAUAGAGACCCCGAGGGCUUUGAAAAGGGAAUCUGGAUGUGGAUGGACUUCGGCCGUGACGUGUAUACGGAAAAAUGGGGCAGGGGACCAUGUAACCUGAGGGAAGCAGGGUUGGUAGAGGAAGAUGCAUGGAGGCUCGUCAAGGACUGGGAGAAUCCCGAUGUCCAGAAGCAAUUCAGGCUCGAUAGGGAAAAGGAAGCCAAAGAGCAAGUGAUCAAGGAGAAGGCAGAGGAGAAGGAGGGGGCGAAGGAGAAGACUUCUGUAUGA